Messenger RNA from Vitis vinifera (wine grape), 2303 nucleotides. Its product is annotated as protein NRT1/ PTR FAMILY 2.11. The transcript is spliced from 4 exons. Gene Ontology annotation, biological process: transmembrane transport. The record is from RefSeq and is a predicted model, not a curated record. Bases 335 to 2095 code for a protein of 586 amino acids. Lineage: Eukaryota; Viridiplantae; Streptophyta; Magnoliopsida; Vitales; Vitaceae. Gene Ontology annotation, molecular function: transmembrane transporter activity. Gene Ontology annotation, cellular component: plasma membrane.
UAUAGAUGUUUGUGUAAAGCAUGGACUGAAGCUGGCCCACUCCUGUCGUUGCCUUGCCAUCAUUCUUUGAUUGAUGAAUUCAGAAUUUAGAAUUAGAAUGCCUGGAGUCCCCUUCAACACUCUGAUUCAAUGGAUUGAAUUUUCAACAAUCAUGCAAACAAAAAAGCAAAGUUAGUAUUUGCAUAUAGACAACAAAGUUCCGUGCUGUAUUUUGACAAAUCUUGUAGUUGUUACACAAGAGUCGUCAGUGGGUGAAUAAGUGAGGGAGAGAUAUAGGAGUUAGGGUUCCACUUUAUCUUCUCCCUUGGAGCGAGGCAGUCUUUUGUGGGCAACCAUGGAGAAGAAUGAGAAAGCUGGUACAGCUGACGAGCCUAAUUUUGAGUACAGAGGACUUAAAGCUAUGCCCUUUAUCAUAGGGAAUGAGACUUUUGAGAACUUGGGGACCGUGGGCACGUCGUCCAACCUUUUGGUUUAUCUGACUGCUGUCUUCAACAUGAAGAGCAUCACAGCUGUAACUCUUAUCAACAUUUUCUAUGGUACCACCAACCUUGGCACCUUGGUAGGAGCUUUCCUCUGCGAUACCUACUUUGGCCGCUAUAAGACAUUGGGAUUUGCUACAGUUGCCUCUUUUAUGGGGAUGCUUGUAAUUACACUAACAGCACUGAUCUCCAAGCUGCAUCCUCCCCAUUGUGAAAUAGAACAGACUGGCACAUGCAUUGGCCCAACAUCAUGGCAAAUUGCAUUUCUUCUACUUGGAUUUGGACUCCUAGUAAUCGGAGCCAGUGGCAUCCGACCAUGUAACUUGGCCUUUGGAGCUGACCAAUUCAAUCCCAUAACUGAAUCAGGGAAAAGGGGACUCAGUAGUUUCUUCAAUUGGUGGUACUUUACUGGUACUGUUGCCAUGAUGAUAUCCUUGACACUGGUCAUCUAUGUCCAGUCAGAUGUGAGCUGGGCUCUGGGCUUAGCAAUCCCUACUUUUCUGAUGUUAUUAGCAUGUGUACUCUUCUUCAUGGGUACGAGAAUAUAUGUGAAAUUGGAACCCAAGGGUAGCCCCCUGAAGAGUGUGGUGCAGGUCAUAGUGGCUGCAGCCAGGAAGAGGCAAUUGAAGUUACCGGAGCAACCAUGGCUCACCCUUUUUAGCCAUGUUCCCUCCAAUUCUAUCAACUCCAAGCUUCCUUACACAGAUCAAUUCAGAUUCCUCGAUAAAGGUGCAAUAAUAACCCCUGAAGACCAAAUCAACUCAGAAGGGUUAGCAGCUGAUCCAUGGAGACUUUCCAGUAUUCAGCAAGUGGAAGAAGUGAAAUGUUUGAUGAGAGUGAUACCCAUAUGGGCCUCAGCCAUUAUCUACUAUGUUGCUCUAGCUCAGCAGCAAACCUAUACAGUUUUCCAAUCCCUUCAAUCUGACAGGCAUCUUGGUCACAGCAAUUUCAAGAUCCCGGCUGCAUCUUACAGUAUCUUCUCUAUGUUAGGCCUCAUUAUAUGGAUACCUAUCUAUGACCGAAUUAUGGUCCCAUUACUUCAAAGGUUCACAGGAAAAGAAGGCGGCAUCACAGUCCUCCAAAAGAUGGGUGUUGGCAUGUUUCUCUCUAUAGUAACCAUGCUUGUAUCUGCCUUUGUAGAACAUCAGAGAAGGACUUUGGCGCUUUGUGAGCCAACAUUAAGGAUAGACCCAAGAAGAGGUGCGAUUUCUUCCAUGUCCGGUUUGUGGUUUAUACCUCAGCUGACACUAGUGGGAGUCUCCGAGGCAUUUACUGUAAUUGCCCAAGUUGAAUUCUUCUAUAAGCAGUUCCCAGAAAGCAUGAGAAGCGUUGGUGGAUCUUUCUCAUUUCUUGGUGUGGCAGUGUCAAGUUAUUUGAGCAGCUUCUUGGUAUCGACAGUUCACCGGAUGACAGCUGGGGCUGCAUCAGGAAACUGGUUGCCGGAAGACCUUAACAAGGGUAGAUUGGAUUACUUUUAUUACCUCGUUGCUGCUUUGGGAGUCAUCAAUUUGGGCUACUUCCUAUUAUGUGCAAAGUGGUACAAGUACAAAGGGAGUGCUUGCAGCACCCAAGAAGUGCCUAUGGAGAGAGUUGAAUCAGAGAAACCUCUUGUUUGAUAUAGAAAUUAGAAUCAUAGCUGCAGAAGACUAUAACGCCCCAGUUUCAAGUUUGAACAAGGCAUGCAAAAUUAUACGACGUCAAGAUAGAAAAUCAUAUAUGUGUCAACUGAGACAGAAAAUGUGAACAAUCUUCUUCCCAACUUCCUUGUACCUAGUCAAAUAAUGUAAAACACAAUAAAGGAAAUUAUUCAACUUUCCAACUUUA